Molecule: messenger RNA, 2083 nt
Organism: Phragmites australis (common reed)
Lineage: Eukaryota; Viridiplantae; Streptophyta; Magnoliopsida; Poales; Poaceae
Product: probable folate-biopterin transporter 6
Exons: 5
Coding region: 257-1783 (508 amino acids)
Source: RefSeq, a predicted model, not a curated record
UGUUGUUGUUGGCUUCCACCAAUUAGUCAACUACUUUCCCUGAUCCAGCUCAGCUUCGCCUUCCCAAGCUCCAGUCUUCCCCAGUCCACUCCAUCUCCAACCCCCACGAGCUCCCUAAACUAUUCCAAAAGCUGUUCUCGUUUCCAUUACUCAAAACAAUUUCUGACCCCAUUCGCAUCUGGGGCUCUGAGCCUGCGCAGUCGAGCUCAAGAACUAGGCAAGCAAGAAACCAUCGAGAAGGAAGGGAGGAAGCCAGAUGGCACCAAGAAAUGCAAGAACGAUGCUCGAUGAGGACGGAGCGGUGGAGGCGGAUGUCCUCGUCGGCGAGCCGGAGCCGCCGUGCUGCGGCGGCGGGGGGUUGUGGGGGGUGGUCCUGGAGCCGGUGCGGUGGGUGCGGAUGCUAUGCCGGGAGCUGGGCGCGACGUUCGUGGCUGGCGUGGUGCUGGUGUACGGGCUGAGCCAGGGGUUCGCCGGCUCCUUCUUCCGGGUGGCAUCGGACUACUACUGGAAGGACGUGCAGCGGGUGCAGCCGGCCACCGUGCAGUUCCUCUCCGUCUUCUUCUACGUGCCAUGGGUGCUCAAGCCGCUCUGGGGGGUCAUGACCGACGUCUUCCCCGUCCGCGGAUACCGCCGCCGCCCCUACUUCCUCUUCUCAGGAAUACUCGGAACCAUUUCAGCUGCUAUUGUUGCCACGUUUACAGGAUUACCAGUGAGUUCCGCUGUACUUUGCUUCGUGGGAAUCUCAACGGCAGUUGCCAUUGCUGAUGUAACAAUAGAUGCAUGCAUUGCAAAGAACAGUAUCGAUAAGCCAGCAUUAGCUCCAGACAUGCAGAGCCUUUGUGCAUUCUCAUCAUCUCUAGGUGCACUUAUUGGGUAUGCUACAAGUGGCAUGUUUGUCCACCAUCUUGGGGCACAGGGUGCAUUAGGUAUGAUGGCUUUACCUCCUGCUAUGGUGGUUUUCCUUGGAUUUUUCAUAUAUGAGCUGAGAACAUAUCAACAUAAUGUGAAAGAGAAGGUCUUGAACAAGGUUAGUGGGGCAGUGAAAGGUAUGGUUGGGACUAUGAAGUAUCCAGUAGUGUGGAAACCAUCUCUAUACAUGUUCCUUUCGCUUGCUCUGAGUAUCAGCACCCAUGAAGGGCAGUUCUACUGGUACACUAACAAGACACCACCCAAUCCUGGAUUUUCGCAGGAGUUCGUUGGGCUGGUCCACGCCAUCGGCGCGGUGGCGUCCAUGGUGGGCGUGCUCAUCUACCACAAGUGCGUCAAGGACUACCCCUUCCGGAGCCUCCUCUUCUACGCGCAGCUUCUGUACAGCGUGUCGGGCCUCCUGGACCUCACCUUCGUGCUCCGUUGGAACCUCACGCUCGGCGUCCCCGACGCGGCCUUCGUCACCCUGGAGGAAUGCGUCUCCCGCGUCGUCGGCCGCGUCCGGCUGAUGCCGAUGAUGGUGCUGAGCACCAAGCUGUGCCCGCCCGGCGUGGAGGGCACCUUCUUCGCGCUGCUCAUGUGCAUCGACAGCCUCGGCAUGCUGGUCGCCAAGGCCGCCGGCGCCGUCGUGCUGCGCGUGCUGCACGUAACCAGGACCGACUUCGGGAGGCUCUGGCUCGCCGUGCUGGUCAGGAACCUGCUGAGGCUUGCCACGCUCGGCGCCAUCUGCCUCGUGCCCACGGCGGACCAGACUGACGUGCUGGUGCCGCGCGAGCUCCUGAGUUCGGUGGCGGCGGUGGACGACGAGGAGAAGUUGCAGCUCGCGAUGCUUACUUCACACACUGACGAUGCAUGAUCCACGUUGCUGUGUACAAAAGGAAAUGGAUGAAUUGAGCAAUGGACUCAGGUGCAUACAGGUUUCAAAAGCCGUUUUCAAAAGUUCCCCGCCCGUUGCUGGUCCAAUCCCGGUCACAUAACUAUUUCUCUAAAAGUUUCAGCAAUUCUCAAGGAGAGUUAUGAGUAGGGAUGGCAAUUGGAUUUACUAGCGCAUCAACUCGUGCAACUGUACAGACUAGAAAUUUAGCUUACGGUUGAAUUGUAGAUAUUUGUAUUAAUAAUGGUUGUAUAUUAAGAUACAUCAACUAUUUAUAUUUAA